Myripristis murdjan (pinecone soldierfish) is the source of this 1935-nucleotide messenger RNA. Its product is annotated as CUB and zona pellucida-like domain-containing protein 1. NCBI's taxonomy places the organism in Eukaryota, Metazoa, Chordata, Actinopteri, Holocentriformes, Holocentridae. The coding region runs from base 208 to 1935 and encodes 575 amino acids. The record is from RefSeq and is a predicted model, not a curated record. The transcript is spliced from 11 exons.
ACAACAACGACUACAGCUGGACCAACAACGACUACAGCUGCACCACCACCAGCAACAACAACUACAGCUGCACCAACAACUACAGCCGCAACAACUACAGCUGCACCACCAGCAACAACCACAGGUGCACCAAUAACAACUACAGCUGGACAAAUAAUCACAACAACCACUGCUGCAACAACCGCAGCUGCAACAACAACCACCACAAUGGCUCCAACAACCACUACAACAUCCACCACUAUGACCACCACUCCGCUCUACCGUCCAUCAAUCGCUCCUCUAAGCAAGAUUCCUCUGCAGUUCUCGAUUCAUGUUGACUCACACUACAUCUCUACAUGCACUGAUGGCGAUUAUUUCCCUAUAUAUGUGUCUCCAACUCCACGUAAUGGAGUAAAUAUUCCCGCCUAUGUCAACAUCCCGCUUGAAAUCAGAGUCAGAGCCCGAGCGAGAUAUUCCAGUAUCUAUGACCUCAUUGUCACUGGGCCGAGGGGCGUUGCAAAGCGGAGGAUAUCCACGGAAGAAUUUGCCAUAAAGUGGACGCCAACUGAAAAUGAAGUGAAUGACCAUUUCCCCUUUUGCUUUUUUGUGGAGUCAAGAGAUCGGUACUACAGAAUCUAUCAGUCAGAGGUUCGAUGUGUGACUGCUGAUGUUGGACACUACAAAACCGUGGUUCGCUGCACUGAAUCCACAAUGACCGUGGAAGUGGAGAGAACCUACCUCAUCAAUCGUAACCAGGGUAGCCUACACCUGAAAAACUACAGAGACACCGGCUGCAGGCUGUCAACACGCUCCAACAGCACCCACCUUGUUGCCACCAUGGCACUGAACGGCUGCGGGACCACAGUGGAGGAGGAUGGAGAUUACAUUGUCUUCAGGAACGAGAUCACAUCUGCAGACCCGAGUCAAGUUAUUACCAGGCAAAAUGAAGUGGAAAUUGCAUUUUCAUGCGUCUUUCCCAAACGCAAUAAUAUCACCCUGGGAUACAAACACAAGAACCCGUACGCCUUCUUAGAGAAAGGCUUCGGUGCGUUCACCUUCCAGUUUGAGUUCUAUGAGAGCGAGAGGUUCAGGAGGCAGAGGGAUCCCAACUCUUACCCAGUGGAGGUCUACCUCAAACAGAUGAUCUACAUGCAGAUUAAAUCAACUGCCUCCAUCCCCAACACGGAGCUGUUUGUGGAGUCCUGCAAGGCCACGCCCUAUGACAACCCAAACUCUCGCAUCAGCUACACCAUCAUUUCCAACGGGUGUGCAAGGGACAGCACUGUGAGAAUUUACCCCAGCGCCAACACUCUGUUCAGAUUUGGAAUGGAGGCUUUUGAAUUCAUUGGCUCUCAUGAGCAGGUCUACAUCACCUGCACAGUCAUCCUGUGUGAGACUGGGGUUCCUGGAACGAGGUGCUCUCAAGGCUGCAUCCAGUCCAACGGGCGCAAGAGGAGAGAAGCUGCUUCCCAGACCUCCAGGCACUCCAUUUCCCAGGGACCCCUGCACCUGAUCAAACCGUCCGACAGCCACGUUUCUGGCCCAAGCCUGAAUCUGGGCAUGAACCUGGUCUUCAUCGCCGGCUGCCUGCUGGUGUGUGGGGUGGUCGUCUACCGGUCCAGGAGGUCCAAAGCUAAAUACCAGCUCCUGCGCCUCUGUGGGGCUGUUGGGGCCAGUUUCCAGGUGCUGAUGGCCCAGAGAAUCCCUGUGGGCCAGACAGGGCUGACCGAGGUGGAGUUGAGGGUCAUAAGUGGGGAGACGGUGGAGCUGCGCACCAAGCAGGCUCAUUACCACUGCUACCACAACACACCGGUCUGCUCCAGCGGCGACUGCGGCACCGUGACCCACACGAGCUCUGCAAGCAUCGACUACAACUACUACAGCUACUACUGGUGCCAGAACGAGGUGGUGACCACCAGGAAACUCUCCAGCAACCGGCCCUUUGAGAUCAGGUGA